Messenger RNA from Salarias fasciatus (jewelled blenny), 1436 nucleotides. RefSeq lists its product as uncharacterized. NCBI's taxonomy places the organism in Eukaryota, Metazoa, Chordata, Actinopteri, Blenniiformes, Blenniidae. The transcript has 5 exons. The coding region runs from base 1 to 747 and encodes 248 amino acids. The record is from RefSeq and is a predicted model, not a curated record.
AUGCGGCCCCUCCUGAACCUGAGGUCGUCCCGCCUGCAAGUGGAGGUUCUGACCCGAGGCCAGAGAACCAACCCAAAGUGGUUUGCUUGGCGGCAGAACCGGAUCACGGCCUCGGUGGCUCACCGCAUCGCCCACAGCCGCUUCGCCAAGGGCACGAGCCAAACUCCGCCUUCCUCUUACCUGGCUGCCAUCACAGGUGGUGGUCCCACAGUCCAGACCAGAGCCAUGAGCUGGGGGGUCCAGAUGGAGGCGGAGGCUGUGCGACGGUACCAGAAGCUGAAGACGGCGGCGCUGGGUCGCCCCGUCUCGGUCCAGGACUGCGGCCUGUUCAUCGACGCCCGGCGCUCCUGGUUGGCGGCGAGUCCUGACGGCAUCGUGACGGACGGCGGCAGCGGCCAGUGGCUGCUCUGCCUGGAGGUCAAGUGUCCCUACAAGCACAGACAGAGACGGGUGGAGGACGCCUGCAGGGACGACCCCGCGUUCUGUCUCCAGAUCCUGGACCAGGACGGGCGGCGGCCCGGCGAGCCUCCAGCGUACCGCCUGAAGACGUCCCACAGCUACUUCACUCAGAUCCAGGUCCAGCUGGCGGUGACGGGUCUGCAGCGGGCCGACCUGGUGGUCUUCACCUUGAAGGAGACGGCAGUGGUGCCCGUGACCUUUGACCCUGAGCUGUGGGAGGAGACGGUGUCCAGGCUGGAGAAGUUCUACAGGGACGCUGUCCUGCCGCUUAUUAGACCCGAGCUGUAGACCACAGGGUUCUGGACCGUUCUGGUUCUGGUUCUGGUUCUGGUCUGACUGAUUAGGGUUCUUGUUGUCUUGAAUCACAAAAUAGCAAAAUUCAGUUGUUUCUUGAGCUUUUCAGUGACGUUAAUGCAGAGAUGGAUAACCGAUCGGACCCGGGUCUGCAGGUGGUGGGGAAGGGAGCCGAUUGCCGAUUGUUAGCGGGUCGACCCGCUGGUUUCCGUGGGAAAGGCGUAUCUGAUGGAUGUGGCUGAAACCAAAGUUAAGAACAGAAACAAAACUAUUCGACAGCUGUUUCACCGGCACACCUCCUGCCUUUGUUGGGACAUAAAUGUAAACUGUACCUUUUAUCAAGUUCUCAGGAAAACAGUCAGUUACUUAUUUUGGUCAACGCUACAAGCACUUAACGGAGCAGACUGUUUCAUUUCGUUAUCGAUCACAUGUUACCUGCUUUUAUUUUCAUGUUUAGGACUCAUAGAAUUCAAAAUCUUUUUUUGACAGCUUAUAUUAGGCAACGUCUUAAAGAGUGAACCUCAAAGUCAUUAAAACCUACAGUUUAUUAGAGCUUAAGGUACUUUCUUUUGGCAAUGUGUUGAUGUAGCCAGCCCUGGAGUAUUGUAAACACAAAAAACAGAUGUCACUGUUUUGUGUAUUUGCACCUGUUUGAACAAUAAAAUAAUAAAAACAAAAAAAAA